UGGGGGCUGCGGCGGCCUCGCGGCGGCCUCCGGCGCUGUCUCCCCAGACCCAGCCAGGCCGAGCGGGGUCAGCUGGGUGAAGGAAAGCAGUCAGCAAGGAGCAGAAGCGCUAAGCGUAGUGGUCGCGACGCGGCGGCGGCUCCCCUGCAGGCCGGGAAUGUGGGAGAGGCGGUGGCAGCAGCGGCGGAGGCGGCGCUGCGGACCCGGGGGAAACUGCUGGCUGACAGAACACCCGGGAGAGACGUGAGGGAGCCGCCGCUGCCGCCUCUUACCCGCAAGCGGAGUUGGGCUCAAGAGGGCGGCCCUGUGCUCCCCGGGCUGUCGGACUAGGCGGCGCGGGGCUGGGGCGAGAAGCCGGGCUCGGGCCCGGCCGGGCUCCGGGAGGCGGCGGCCGCGGAGCAGCAGUGUCUGCGCUACGUGAAGGGCUGGAGGCGGCGACGAUGCACUAGGCCUCGCUCUGGGGCGGCUGCCCGAAACCCGCAGAUGUUGUGUUUUUUACAAAUUGAAGGCAGGACCUCCACCAGCAAAAGGAUUUGACUCAGCUUUAUUGCAAUAUUUGCUUUAUUGCGGUGGUCUGGAACUGAACCCAUAAUAUCUCCGAGUUGAGUGGUGAUUUUAUGCAAUGGCUUCAAGCCACAGUUCUUCACCAGUGCCUCAAGGAAGCAGCAGUGAUGUUUUCUUUAAAAAAGAGGUAGAUCCAACUAAACACAUUCGACCUGUGCAGUCACUGCCAGAUGUGUGUCCCAAGGAACCCACAGGUGAUUCAAUUAGUAUAUGUGUUGCCCCAUCUCUAGUUACAGAUCAACAUAGAUGGACUAUAUAUCAUUCCAAAGUAAAUCUCCCAGCAGCAUUAAAUGAUCCUAGAUUAGCAAAAAGAGAAUCUGACUUCUUCACAAAAACAUGGGGAUUGGACUUUGUGGACACUGAAGUCAUACCUUCAUUCUACCUCCCACAGAUCAGCAAGGAACAUUUUACAGUAUAUCAACAGGAAAUCUCUCAGAGAGAGAAGAUUCACGAGAGAUGCAAGAAUAUUUGUCCUCCUAAAGAUACCUUUGACAGGACUCUCUUACAUACUCAUGAUAAAUCCAGGACAGAUCUGGAGCAAGUACCUAAGAUUUUUAUGAAACCAGAUUUUGCCUUGGAUGAUUCUUUAACUUUUAAUUCAGUUUUACCAUGGUCUCAUUUUAAUACUGCUGGUGGAAAAGGAAAUCGUGAUGCAGCUUCCUCCAAGUUGCUACAAGAAAAGCUGAGCCAUUAUCUGGAUAUUGUGGAAGUAAACAUUGCUCAUCAGAUCUCUCUACGUUCAGAAGCAUUUUUUCAUGCAAUGACCUCUCAACACGAAUUGCAGGACUACCUCAAGAAAACUUCCCAGGCUGUAAAAAUGCUUCGAGAUAAAAUUGCACAGAUUGAUAAAGUAAUGUGUGAAGGAUCACUACACAUUUUAAGACUGGCACUUACCAGAAAUAAUUGUGUUAAAGUAUACAAUAAACUGAAGUUAAUGGCCACUGUACACCAGACUCAACCUACAGUACAGGUGUUGUUAUCUACUUCUGAAUUCGUUGGAGCAUUGGACUUAAUAGCAACAACACAAGAGGUUCUACAGCAGGAACUUCAGGGCAUUCACAGCUUCCGGCAUUUGGGAUCACAGCUUUGUGAGUUAGAAAAACUGAUAGAUAAAAUGAUGGUUGCAGAAUUUUCUACUUAUUCUCACAGUGACUUAAAUAGACCACUGGAAGAUGACUGUCAAAUUUUAGAAGAGGAAAGACUAAUGUCUCUUGUAUUUGGACUUUUAAAACAAAGAAAACUUAAUUUUUUAGAAAUCUAUAGUGAAGAAAUGAUUAUUACGGCAAAGAAUAUCAUUAAACAGUGUGUCAUUAAUAAAAUUUCACAAAUAGAAGAACUAGACACAGAUGCUGUUAUGAAGCUUGCAGAUCAGAUGAGAAUGUUGAAUUUCCCUCAGUGGUUUGAUCUGCUAAAGGAUAUUUUCUCUAAGUUUAUAGUUUUCCUACAGAGAGUUAAGGCAACGUUAAAUAUUAUUCACAGUGUUGUUCUCUCAGUUCUUGACAAAAACCAAAGAACUAGAGAAUUGGAGGAGAUUUCACAACAGAAGAAUGCUGCAAGAGAUAACUCACUGGACACAGAGGUGGCUUAUUUAAUCCAUGAAGGCAUAUUUAUAAGUGAUGCAUUCAGUGAGAGUGAAUUAACACCGAUAGCAACUGACACUACCUCUCAAAGAAAUGCAUCUCCAAAUAGUGAGCCCUGCAGCAGUGAUUCGGUAUCUGAACCGGAAUGUACUACUGAUUCUUCAUCCAGCAAAGAGCAGACGUCGUCAUCUGCUGCGCCAGGAGGUGUGGACAUUAUGGUGAAUGAAGACAUGAAAUUAACUGACUUAGAACUAGGAAAGCUGGCAAAUAAUACACAGGAGUUAUUGUAUAGUGCCUCAGAUAUAUGCCAUGAUCGAGCUGUCAAAUUUCUCAUGUCAAGAGCAAAGGAUGGUUUUCUCGAGAAGCUAAAUUCUACGGAAUUCAUAACACUUUCUAGAUUAAUGGAAACAUUCAUUUCAGACACUGAACAGAUAUGUGGAAGAAAAAGCAUGUCAUUACUUGGAGCACUUCAGAGUCAAGCUAGUAAAUUUGUAAACAGGUUUCAUGAAGAGAGAAAAACCAAGCUCAGCCUACUCUUAGACAAUGAGCGCUGGAAGCAAGCUGAUGUUCCAGCAGAAUUUCAGGAUCUUGUUGAUUCUUUAUCAGAUGGAAAGAUUGCUUUACCUGAAAAAAAAUCAGGGGCUACAGAAGAAAGGAAACCAGCUGAAGUUCUCAUUGUUGAGGGACAACAGUAUGCUGUUGUUGGAACUGUAUUGCUGUUGAUAAGAAUUAUCCUUGAAUAUUGCCAGUGUGUGGAUAAUAUCCCAUCUGUUACUACUGACAUGCUUACUCGUCUCUCAGACUUAUUGAAGUACUUCAAUUCGAGAAGUUGUCAGUUAGUUCUUGGAGCUGGCGCACUGCAAGUUGUUGGAUUAAAAACAAUAACUACAAAAAACUUGGCUCUUUCUUCACGCUGUUUGCAGUUGAUUGUGCACUACAUUCCUGUGAUCCGGGCUCAUUUUGAAGCCCGACUGCAGCCUAAGCAAUAUAGCAUGCUUAGGCAUUUUGAUCAUAUCACUAAGGACUAUCAUGACCACAUAGCUGAAAUAUCAGCUAAGCUUGUAGCGAUAAUGGAUAGCUUAUUUGACAAGCUGUUAUCUAAGUAUGAGGUGAAAGCUCCCGUUCCUUCCGCCUGUUUCAGGAAUAUUUGUAAGCAGAUGGCAAAAAUGCAUGAAGCUAUAAUUGAUCUCCUUCCAGAAGAGCAAACACAAAUGUUAUUUUUAAGAAUUAAUGCAAGUUACAAACUCCACUUAAAAAAGCAAUUAUCUCAUUUAAAUGUGAUAAAUGAUGGAGGACCACAAAAUGGGUUGGUCACAGCAGAUGUAGCUUUUUACACUGGAAAUCUUCAAGCCUUAAAAGGCCUUAAAGAUUUGGACCUAAAUAUGGCCGAGAUCUGGGAACAGAAGAGGUGAUGACAUACUGGAAAACUGUAGCCUAUCUGACCAUGGGAUAUGUAUGUUUAUAAAGAAAGUAUGGAUGCCUGUGAUUGAAGAACUCAACCUGGAACCCAAAGUGAACUGGGGUAGGGAAAGGGGAGAAGGAAAGCAUCAGUGUUGGGAAACUGGUAUUCAGUAGAAUCUACAAGGAAUGCCAGUUUUGUGCUUCCUUCAGUGAGGAGUAGCUGAUCAGGUGUCUAUAACAUUUCUUAUUCUCUCUGGAAACAGACUCAGGUUUCUUUGGACCAAAUCCAAAAGAACACAUAGCUGUAACACAGCUGUAGUUGACUAGAAUGCUCUGUAUACUUUAUAUUAAAAAAUGCUUUGCAUUUCUUCCAGUGCAAUGAAAUUCAUAUGGUGUCCCACCUUAUUUAAUGAUGGUACAAUUUAAAAUAUUAAAAUCUUAGUCAACCUCUGUAGAAAGUUUUCUCUAUGAAAGUAAAACUGAAAAAUUAUUUUUUUACAGAUCUUUCUAUAAAAAAUAAACAACUUUUGAUUGCUUGGAUUUAGGAAUUUAAUUUUCGUGUUAGUGACCAAUGUCAAGUUUCAGGCUUCAUGUGUCAUGUAUUUGAUCCUUCCACCACCACUCUAUGUCAAUUGGGGGAAGCCUUCCAGAGUAGUCUAAGUCCUUGAAAGGAUGAUCACAAGUAAUACAAAAUAAGAUAUUGGUGUUUAUUUAUGCAACUAAUUUAAAUAAUUUUCAGAAGUGGUAUAUGAAAGCCUGCAGUUUAAUAGUUGUAUUUUUAUAAAAAUAUCUACGAAAGGGUUGGGUUUGUUUGUUUUUUUUCCUUUUUAUGUCUAGCAGAGGUAAGAAUAUGUUUUUAUAUAUUCUGCCUACUUUGUGUUUUCAUUUUAACAUUUCGAUAACAUGGAAUAUGGUUCCCUUGGGUUCUUGUUUGUAAGUUAAUUUUGAUGUGUAUAAGAACAAAGCCCAGGGAGAAACAGAAAAUAUAGGCUCCUGUGUUGGGGCCAGAAAAUUAGUGAUGAGUAAGUUAUUUACAGACUUUUUAUAAUACCUACCUUCAAAAUUAGAAUCAGCAGCACUCUACAAAUGAAAGUGCCUGUGCCUCACCUCACACCAGGAAUCUUGCCUAACCCUGUUGGAGUGCCUAACUUUGUGGUGAUUAUGUACAAUGAAAUAGUCUUAUUUUGUGCUUUUUGGUUUCUUAAAAGAAAAGCCUGUUUUCUUUCCUUUAUCAUUACAGAGGUAUAUGUCACCGGCUUUCAAAUGUCUGUCUGAAAUAAAGCUGUAAACAAUUACCAGACUUUAAAAGACAACUUUUUUUACAGGAUACACUAAACUUUAAAUUAAACAAGCAGCCUACUCAAAAAACAAGUAUGGAAGAAUUGGAAAACGUAGUUGAUUCUUAGAGAAAAGCCACAAAUUAUACCACCAGUAGACCUGGUCUGAAAGGUUAUUCAUGAACAUUUUUUAGUCACAACAAGCAAGCUUCAAGAAAUGAAGCUUCAAGGAAAGGAAACUUCUUAAAAAUUAUACCCACACCCACAAUACUAAAGAACAAGGAUGUGAAAGAAAUGUCUUACCUCUACCCACCCCCUCUCCUUAAGCUGGUAAAAGAAACACCACUUUGUGUUAAAUAAAUGGAGAGUCUGUGGAAAGCAUGGCAGGCAUCCCAGCUUUAGAACUAAAUGAAAG
Messenger RNA from Pteronotus mesoamericanus, 5237 nucleotides. RefSeq names its product VPS54 subunit of GARP complex (gene VPS54). Gene Ontology annotation, biological process: Golgi to vacuole transport; retrograde transport, endosome to Golgi. The coding region runs from base 623 to 3556 and encodes 977 amino acids. The record is from RefSeq and is a predicted model, not a curated record. NCBI's taxonomy places the organism in Eukaryota, Metazoa, Chordata, Mammalia, Chiroptera, Mormoopidae. Gene Ontology annotation, molecular function: syntaxin binding. The transcript has 24 exons. Gene Ontology annotation, cellular component: GARP complex.